ACCUCUGGGUUGGAAAGUGAGGGCCCUGGACCACCCAUCCUCUGGUGGAAAAAGCACUCCAAGCUUUAACCUUCACUGCUACCUUAUUCUUGGCAGAUUUUCCACCUCCUUGGAGAUCACAGGCUUCGGAAGUCUCCAGCAGCCUUGAGUCUGUGACAUUCUGGAAGCAUGGAUCGUUGGGACUUGCUAGGGUUCCUCAUUAUCACAUUAAACUGCAAUGUGACCAUUGUGGGGAAGAUCUGGCUCAUCUUCAUGAUCCUGCUGAGGAUGGUGGUCGUCAUUGUGGCCGGGUCUCCUGUCUACCAGGACGAGCAGGAGCGGUUUGUGUGCAACACACUGCAGCCAGGGUGCGCCAAUGUCUGUUAUGACCUCUUCUCCCCCGUGUCCCACCUGCGCUUCUGGAUGGUCCAAAGCGUUUCUACUCUUCUCCCUUCCGCAGUUUUCAGUGUUUAUGUGCUGCACAAAGUAUCUGAGCUCGCCGUCUGGGGCCCCUGCGGGCCAGCUGGCAGGCCCGAGGGCCAGGACCAUGCUGACCUGAACCGUGAGGAUCCGCACUGCUCACUAACCUGCAGGGAGGGGCGCAGCCUGGUGGUGCCAGAUUUUUCCUUGGGCUAUAUUGUGCAGCUCUGCCUGCGGACUCUGGCGGAAGUAGCUUUCGGGGCCUUGCAUUACCUCCUCUUUGGAUUCUCGGUCCCCAAAAGGUUCUCCUGUGCCCACGCUCCCUGCUCUGGCGCGGUGGACUGCUACGUCUCUCGGCCCACGGAGAAGUCCACUUUGAUGCUCUACCUCUGGGCACUCAGCGCUCUCUCGGUGCUGCUCAGCGUGGCCGACUUGCUCUGUAGUCUGCGCAGGAGAAGAUGCAGGUGGCCGGGCUCCGCCGGGGGCCACCGGGGGUCGGGGGAGGAAAGGGAGACUCUCGCGCACUCUGGCCCGUGGACCGGAGGGCGCGGUGACCACAGCCCCAGUGGUCAGUCCGCUGUGUCGGGGCGAACGGAGCUCCCAGAUGAGGAUGAGACUGAGGGACUGUCCUUAGCCAGCAACAAGCUGCCCAAGGCUUUCAUAGAGUCUGGGGGCAGGGCCCGCACGGAGGCCCCUCAGGACCCCAGAAGGGAGCAUACUUUAAUUCCCGGCAGGCUGCUGGCCAGGCCCUGCCUGUCCAGUCCGCGGCAACCCCCUGUCCUCCGGGCAGGCGCUGGGAGCGCCCCUCUCCCGGGGACCAGAAGGUCCGAGUGGGUGUGAAGAGGAUGGCUGGGCAGCGCAGUGCCUGAGAGGAGACGCGAACCGAAAGGUGCAGCAUCACCUUGGCACGUGGGAAACUUUAACGUUCCAGGAGAAUAUCAGCAAGCAGGAAGGCCAGCUGGCCUGUGACAAGUGUAUUCGGACUGAAAUCUUCAGAGAUUAAUUGGACAGGUUACCUACUGAUCACACCAUACUCUUGACUGGUCUAUUGUCUUAUUCUUUACCAUGAUAUAUGCUUUAUGUAAAGCAUGUUCCUUGCAUUAAUAGAGCUCAUUACUGUUUUAACGUUUUCUGGUGAAUUAUUAUGAGGGUUCUUUUUGUUUGCUUUUUCUGCUUGGAUAAACAGGUAUAUCAUGCAUGCCAUCAAUAGAAUCAAUAGAGAGACAUUAACUUCUCCAAAGCCGUUUAAUAAAAUUAAUGCUGAUUGUGAUAUCCCACUUCAUACUUCAUUGUGUUAUAGGAGAAAUGACAAAUGCAGAAAAUAUGACUGGUAAAUGCUUAUGGUCUUUCAGGUGUCUUUGAUGGCUAUUGCAUGUGGGUGGAGGGUACACAGGCCACAGGUGGACCCUGACUUGCCUGUUGUCUGAGUAUAUCUCUGAGUAGUUGACUUCACUGAGUAAAGGGAGGUAAGUGGCCCUAGAGCUGUCCCAUGCUUUCCAGUCUGGGUUUUGGCUGUGCCCUUGAGAGAGUUGUACAGUUCAGAUUGCCCUGAGAGACUUCACAUUCC
Pteronotus mesoamericanus is the source of this 1966-nucleotide messenger RNA. It is a transcript of the gene GJD4, whose product is annotated as gap junction protein delta 4. Gene Ontology annotation, molecular function: gap junction channel activity. Bases 169 to 1239 code for a protein of 356 amino acids. Gene Ontology annotation, cellular component: connexin complex. The record is from RefSeq and is a predicted model, not a curated record. NCBI's taxonomy places the organism in Eukaryota, Metazoa, Chordata, Mammalia, Chiroptera, Mormoopidae. Gene Ontology annotation, biological process: cell-cell signaling. The transcript has 3 exons.